Messenger RNA from Striga hermonthica, 1368 nucleotides. The record is from the annotation of a GenBank genome assembly. Lineage: Eukaryota; Viridiplantae; Streptophyta; Magnoliopsida; Lamiales; Orobanchaceae.
UCUGACAGUUCCGGUGAGAAAGUUGACCACCCGAAAACCAACCCAGUCCAAGAUUCCUUUGCCUCUGAUAAUAUUAUUUCUAAUGUGGGUCAAAGAGAGAUAAUCAGAAGCACUGAAAGUGGGGAUCAAUCACCCCUUGUUUUGGGGGAAGUAGGAGGCCCGGGUGACAAAUAUGGAGAGAUACAAGAAUUUGUGGGGAUGGCUGAGCCAACUCUUAGCAAUGUGGCUAAUCAUGUGGAGGAUGAGGGAAGAAACAGAAUGGAGAUGGAAGAGUGUCACAUCGAGCGCGAGUUUCUUCCUUUCAAUUACGUGAGCACUAUGUACCAGCAACUUCAUAAUUUACGCCAGGGUACGCGGUCCGUCGAUGAAUAUACCCAUGAUUUUUAUCGUCUUCUCAACCGCGUAAAGUUACGUGACACACAGGCUCAAUUGGUUUCACGUUAUGUUAGCGGAUUCCGGGUUGGCAUACGCGACAUGUUGAAUAUGUUCGCGCCUGAGAGUGUUUCGGCCGCUCAUCACCGGGCUUUGCUCAUCGAACAACAACAGCGAGGUCGGCCAGUCCCGCCGGCGGGCUUUCAAUCGCGCCCGUACCUGCCAGCGUCCUCAGCGGUGGGUUCACCGCGGCCCGCGGCUUCUGGGGGACAGCAGCUCGGCCGUACCGGGGCACCUGGCUCUUCCAGCUUUUCCGCAGGUGGUGCGUCGUCCUCACAGGCGGCUGGUUUUGGUCUGUCGCAGGCUUCGGAGGUGGCGCGAUCGGGUGGUGGCCAGCGGUGUUUUUCCUGCGGGGAGGCCGAUCAUCGGCUUUCGGCUUGUCCACGUCGGGGUGGUUAUCGGGCCUUGGUGGCAGAUUUUGAUGGUGAGGGUGCUGCUGGGGUUGUUUAUGACGGGCCUCCGGUGUUUGACGAGGAGCCCGAGCCUUUGGAGGAGCAUUUAUUAGGCGAUGUGGGCCCGGCCUUGGUCCUUCGUCGUUCAUGUUUCUCGCCACGUACCACUCCCGAGGACUCUCUCCAACGCCAUAAUCUUUUCGAGUCCACUUGCACGGUGGGUGGUAAGGUGUGUCGUUUCAUCAUUGACACCGGUUCGUGUGAGAAUGUGGUGGCUCAAGAGGCCGUCGAUCGCCUUAAGCUGUCCACCGAACCACAUCCUCAUCCUUAUACGUUGGCAUGGAUCCAGCGGGGCAAUUCCAUUACAGUAGAUCACCGGGUUUUGGUGCAAUUUUCCAUCGGCCCUAAGUUUCGGGACACGGUCUGGUGUGACGUGGUCCCUAUGGAUGCUUGCCAUCUUUUGUUGGGCCGCCCUUGGCUUUCGACCGUGCGGUCGUCUAUGACGGGCGCCAGAACACUUACAGCUUUUUGUUUGAGGGCACUC